This is a messenger RNA of Colletotrichum chrysophilum, 888 nucleotides long. RefSeq lists its product as uncharacterized. NCBI's taxonomy places the organism in Eukaryota, Fungi, Ascomycota, Sordariomycetes, Glomerellales, Glomerellaceae. The record is from RefSeq and is a predicted model, not a curated record. Bases 1 to 888 code for a protein of 295 amino acids. The transcript has 4 exons.
AUGUCCACUUUGAAGACGGCCAUUCUAAGCAUUGUACAGGACCUGGAAUGGCUCGAGACACUCCAGACGAAGGGCUGGACCAUUGUCCCAGAGACCAUCCCUAAGAACAAGGCCUUGAAAUACGCUGAUAAGGCCUACUCCUGGCUGGAGGACUGGGGUUACGGAUUUAACAGAACGGACCCCGCCACAAGAGGGCCUGCCCACUUGCCCUUCACGCACCGUGCUGGUAUCUUCAACCGCUUCGGAGUGGCCCAUGAGCAGUUUAUGUGGGACUUGAAGUCGGAACCGAGCCUCAUUGACAAGUUCGCCCGUGUCUGGGGUACGGAUGAGUUGCUCGUGUCUUACGACGGUAUCAAUCUCUCACUGCCUGUCUCCGAGCGGCCAAAGAUCGAUCCCAUCUUCGCACCAUGGUCGCACGUGGACCAGUCUCCUCUACGAACCGGACUACAGUGUGUACAGGGCAUUCUGAACCUGCUUCCUAAUGGGCCUGAUGAUGGCGGCCUCAUGGUUUUGGAAGGUUCCAGCAAGUACUAUGCGGAGCUGUGGAAGCACUUCGAUCACAAGAAGGGCGAAAAUGGCUGGAAUACCUGGGAGCAGCAGUUCCUGGACGAGGAAAUGUGCUCCUGGCUCGAAUCCAAGGGAUGCAAGUGGGUGAAGGUUUACGUUUGCUACAAGCCUACUUCCAUGGUCUCCGACGAAGCCAAGGAGAAGCGAAAGGAGGCCUGGAAGAAUAAGGACUGCACCGCCCAUGAUCCUUCCAUCGUUCGCCUUACCCCCCGACUUCCCCCGGACACUCACCAUAGCUACCAGCAAGCCGUCGAGAGACCUCUUCAGGAGCCCGUUCUCACGCUUCGAGGAAAACAGCUUGCCGGCCUUGCAUCAUACUAG